This is a messenger RNA of Podarcis lilfordi (Lilford's wall lizard), 5088 nucleotides long. NCBI's taxonomy places the organism in Eukaryota, Metazoa, Chordata, Lepidosauria, Squamata, Lacertidae. The record is from the annotation of a GenBank genome assembly.
AUGGCAGUCCAUUUCCGUCGAAACUUCAGGAUACAGGAAGUGUCGCGAGAGUUGGAGCAGCAGCCAAUCAGAGCGCUGCGCCAACUCGCGGGGCGAACAAGGCGUGCUGUUUGGGCGGGUGUGAGGCGCAGGCAGCCAUCUUUAGUAUGGGCAACGUGACUUUACCCUUAAUAUGCAAGAAAAGGCUGGUUUUGUUUCCCGUCUCUUUUAGUGUACCGGCUGAGCUGUGACUUGGGGGAGUUUUUUAUCUGCUUCCGUUGGCAAUUUGAUCCCCAGCCUCCUUUUGCUGGAGCUCAGUAAGUGGCGGGGUUUGCAUAAAGUGAGAUUGCAUGGGGGUUUUUUUGCGGGGGGGGCGGCUAAUAGCAUUGCAAAGCUAUUAAGGGCUUUAAUAAUAAUAUUAUUAUUAAUAAUAAAUUUUUAUUUAUACCCCGCCCUCCCCAGCCAAUUCCAGGCUCAGGGCGGCUAACAACCAAUAAUAAAAAAAAGUUGAUUAAAAUACAAUUUAAAGCUAUUAAGGGCUUUGCAGUGCUCAGAAGUGACUGCAUGGUAUUUGUUUAUUUAUCAAUAAGGGUGCGUGUUGCUAAUCAGUCUGUGUGGUGGUGGUGGUGUUUUUUACCCCCCCCCCCGAAUUUAUUUAAAAUUUCAGCCUCGUUGCAAGACCAGCAUGCAGGAGGAUGUGGGGGCAGAGAAACCGCGAGCAUCUCUGUCUCUUGGGUGCACGUGCCUGUGUUUAUUUAUAUGUUUGCUUCUGGUUCCUUCCCUCCAUCCACAAUCGAAACGGAGAGAGAAAUAAAGAGUCAAAACUGCAAAGCUUGGGUUGGGAGUAUUAAUCAAGAAGUGGCACUAAAAGCAGAACGCCUGCGGUACACACAGACACAAACGACACACACCAUUCGGAAGCCUGUACCAAACACGAAAGCUUAUACCUAAAACGACUCAGUUGGUCUGUAAGGUGCUACAUUACAAUUUUUAAAUUCUUUUGGAAGGAUUCUUUUAAAUACUUUGUUAUUACUUUUUUGAAGACUUGAUUCUUUUAAGGGAGUUUUUAGGUCUUUUUAACUAUCUUUUUAAAGAAUUGUUUUAAUUUAUUUUGACUACCAGGGGUCAGCAAACGUUUUCAGCAGGGGGCCGGUCCACUGUCCCUCAGACCUUGCGGGGGGCCAGACUAUAUUUUUUGGGGGGAAAUGAACAAAUUCCUAUGCCCCACAAAUAACCCAGAGAUGCAUUUGAAUCAAAAGGACACAUUCUACUCAUGUAAAAACAUGCUGAUUCCCAGACCGCUCAGGGGCCGGAUUUAGAAGGCAAUUGGGCCAGAUCCGGCCCCCGGGCCUUAGUUUGCUUACCCAUGACAGCAGACCAGCACGGCUACCUACUUGAAUCUAGUAUCAUUUCCCAGUAAUCUUUCUUUUCCUUUUCCAAUAAAUCAGUGUAUGCCUUUUAUGAAAUGAAUAAAUAAAUCUACUAUUAAGUAGUUAAUUCGUUCUGGAGGUCUGUUCUUAACCUGAAACUGUUCUUAACCUGAAGCACCACUUUAGCUAAUGGGGCCUCCAGCAGCUGCCGCGCUGCCGGAGCACAAUCUCUGUUCUCAUCCUGAAGCAAAGUUCUUAAUCCGAGGUACUAUUUCUGGGUUAGCGGAGUCCGUAACCUGAAGCGUCUGUAACUCGAGGUACCACUGCAUUAUAAUUUCCCAGUAAUCUUUCUUUUCCUUUUCCAAUAAAUCAGUGUAUGCCUUUUAUGAAAUGAAUAAAUAAAUAUGCCACCUCCAUAUAUCCUCUGCCCCAUCUUCGCCAGGUGCCUGGAACUCAUGGAUGCCGGGCGCACCCCUCCUAAAACCCGCCCCCGGAAGAAGAGGAAGAAGGUGGCGGUCCGGCCGGGCAAGCCGAGGCGCCCCCAGGCCCGCUCCGCUGCCGCCGACGUGGACGUCUUCCGCUGCGCCGUCUGCGAGAAGGACAUCAAGUACCUGACGAACUUCCGCGAGCAUCAGCGCAUCCACACGGGCGAACGCCCCUACCAAUGCAAGCGCUGCGCCAAGACCUUCACCCGCUGCGCUGACCUCAUCAAGCACCGUUUGGUGCACUCCGCCAAGCGGCCCUUCCGCUGCCGGACCUGCGGGAAGCGCUUCAAGCUGCGGGCCGACCUAGACAAGCACGGCAAGGUGCACUCGGACGAGGCUCCCUUCCCCUGCCACCUGUGCCCGAAGCGCUUCAAGCGCACCUCCUGCCUGGUGAAGCACCUGCGCAUCCACACGCAGGAGAAGCCCUUCGCCUGCGCCCACUGCGCCCGGCGCUUCAAGUGGGAGGCCUCGGUCAAGGAGCACGAGCGGGUGCACACGGGCGAGCGGCCGCACCGCUGCGGCGAGUGCGCCAAGGCCUUCACCCACCGCUCCACCUUCCUGCAGCACCGGCGCACCCACCAGGCGCAGCCGGCCUUCGGCUGCGAGCAGUGCUCCAAGGCCUUCAACCACAAGUCCAACCUUUUAAAGCACAUGCGGAACGUGCACACUGUUAACGGAGAAAUCUGAGGGCUCCCUUGGACAAAAAGGAAGGACGCCAGCCAGGAAUAGCAGAGCAAAACGGCACCUAGACUGGUGACUGGGAGCGGCCACCGGGACCACAUAACACUGGUCCUGAGAGACCUGCAUUGGCUCCCAGUACUUUUCCGAGCACAAUUCAAAGUGUUGGUGCUGACCUUGAAAGCCCUAAAUGGCCUUGGUCCUGUAUCCCUGAAGGAACGUCUCCACCCCCGUUGUUCAGCCCGGACACUGAGGUCCAGCUCCGAGGGCCUUCUGGCGGUUCCCUCCCUGCGAGAAGCCAAGUUACAGGGAACCAGGCAGAGGGCCUUCUUGGUAGUGGCGCCCGCCAUGUGGAAUGCCCUCCCUUCAGAUGUGAAGGAAAUAAGCAGCUAUCUUCUUUUUAAAAGACAUCUGAAGGCAGCCCUGUUUAGGGAAGUUUUUAAUAUUUAAUGCUGUAUUGUUUUUAACACUUGAUUGGAAGCCGCCCAGAGUGGCUGGGGAAACUCAGCCAGAUGGGCGGGGUAUAAAUAAUAAAUUAAUAUUAUUAUUAUAAAACAGCAGCCGGUAGGCUUGGUCUUUAUUGAAGACUGUCGCGACAGGAUUCCCACCUGCCACCAGGUGGAACAAGAUAGGAGCCCCGAACGAAAGAGAACCCAAACUUUUAUUAGCUGCUAAUCCCCAUGUUAAAUUAAAGAUAAAGGAACCCCUGACUGUUAGGUCCAGUCGUGGCCGACUCUGGGGUUGCGGCGCUCAUCUCGCUUUAUUGGCCGAGGGAGCCGGCGUACAGCUUCCGGGUCAUGUGGCCAGCAGGACUAAGCCGCUUCUGGCGAACCAGAGCAGCGCACGAAAACGGCGUUUACCUUCCCGCCGGAGCGGUACCUAUUGAUCUACUUGCACUUUGAUGUGCUUUCGAACUGCUAGGUGGGCAGGAGCAGGGACAGAGCAAUGGGAGCGGGAUUUGAACCGCCAGCCUUCUGAUCGGCAAGUCCUAGGCUCUGUGGUUUAGACCCCAGCGCCACCCGGGUCCCAAGAGAAGUCAUAGAACCGCUCUAUUCUGCCUUGGUCAGACCACACCUGGAAUAUUUUGUCCCAUUCUGGAUGACACGAUUUAAAAAGGAUGUUGACAAGUUGGAAGGUGUGCAGAGGAGGGCGACAGAGAUGAUCGAAGGUCUGGAAGUAAUCCUGAUUAGGAACGGUUGAGGGGACUGGCCAUGUUUAGCCUGGGGAAGGGGAGACAGGUGAUGGGAUAGCCGUCUCCAAAUAUCUGAAGGGCGGUCACAAGACAGGUGGAGAAAGCUUGCUUUCUGCUGCUCCAGAGGGUAAGAACCGAACCAAUGGCUUCAAACUAUAAGGAAAGCGAUUCCGUCUAAAUGAACUUUCUGAUGGCAAGAGCUGUAAAAUUCAUGUUAAAUUGCUGCUCUAGGGGUUGUUUUUAAAAGUCUGGAACCGAUUAAUCCAUUUUGCAUUACUUCGCUGCGAGAAGCCAAGUUACAGGGAACCAGGCAGAGGGCCUUCUCGGUGGUGGCGCCCGCCCUGUGGAAUGCCCUCCCACCAGAUGUCAAAGAGAAAAAGAACUACCAAACUUUUAGAAGACACCUGAAGGCAGCCCUGUUUAGGGAAGCUUUUAAUGUUUAAUAGGUUAUUGUAUUUUAGUGUUUUGUUGGAAGCUGCCCAGAUUGGCUGGGGAAACCCAGCCAGAUGGGCGGGAUAUAAAUAAAUUAUUAUUAUUAUUAUUAUUAUUAUUAUUAUUAUUAUUAUUACAGGGGUCAGCAAACUUUUUCAGCAGGGGGACUUUCCACUGUUUCUCAGACCUUAUGGGGGGCCAGACUAUAUUUUCAAAAAUGUUUUAUUUAAACAGAGAUGCAGUUUAAAUAAAAGCACACAUUCUACUCAUGUAAAAACACCAGGCAGGCCCCACAAAUAACCCAGAGAUGCAUUUUAAAUAAAAGGACACAUUCUAUUCAUGUGAAAACACGCUGAUUCCCGGACUGUCCACGGGCCGGAUUCAGAAGGCCAUUGGGCUGGAUCCGGCCCCCGGGCCGUAGUUUGCCUACCCAUGAAACAGAACAGCCUAUCUCAACCUGUGGGUUCCAGAUGUUGUUGAACUACAACUCCCAUCAUCCCUAGCUAGCAAGGCCAGAGCUCAGGGAUGAUGGGAGUUGUAGUCCAACAACAUCUGGGGACCCGCAGGUUGAGAACCGCUGAAAUAGAAGAAGCUGUCCUCUUAAGCAGUUGAGGAAUCCCGUCUUCCCACGAUAGAUGGGGCUGCUUUAGGCUUAAGGUUCGUUAAGAUCACACAAAGCAGACGUGAUGUGGAAAAGAACCCCGUUUAAUUACAGCAGUGGUAAUCUGUACAGAAAACAACAAUUGUAUGUACAAUAGAUAGGGCUUAUAUACAAAGCAAUCCGUUUAGGAUGUGGCUGCGGUUGACAAAGGCAUUUCUGGAUGAACUCACUUGAUGGGAGCAAUGAUUUGCCUGGCGCCCGCCCUCUCCACAGGCGAUGUCCCCUUCCUCUGCUGUUUUAAGCCCAGAGAGACUUCCCCUGACUGUGGAGGUUCCAUCACUAGCAAAUUGA